AUUAUCCAUUAAUGAGAGACCAGAGCAGUGCGCCAACACCAGGCAUCAAAGCUGUCAGCCUCUCAGAUAUCACCUUGGCGUGGCACUAGAGCAACGAGUGAGGGAUCAACAAGGAGAUGAAAGAUCACAUCAUUACCACAGCACCUGGAUUACUUUUUUUGUCACCAUAAAGGAAUAGAAGAACAACAGAUUCGAGAGAGAAGUGACGUAAGGCAGAAAGCUGUCACUUUCCAAUAGACGCAUCAUGAGGAGACGUAGUCAAAGUGUCCAAGAGCUGUUUGAUAAAGAAAAGAAUCUAACCCAAAGUAGGCCAGGGAAGAGGACACCUUCAUACUUCCACAGACCUGCCCUGGACAGUGUUAUCACCAGCAAAGGUGGUCUCUUUCUGCUAAAUGGACCUAAUGCUAUUGAGCUUCAUAAGCCCAGGAAAUUGAGCCAGCUGGUGAACGGAGCCCAGCUGACUGAUGUUUACCUGCCAGCCAUCAUAGAAAAGACGUCAAACCCGCAAGCAGCGACAGUAAAUCUCAGCCAUUCUUGUCCACAUGUGUACGGCAGCAGACGCCGCAGAUCCACCUCGUCCGUCAUCUCACAAAGAGCCUCAGACUUCAGUGUUAAAACGAACUAUCUAAAGGAACAAAAAGAGUCAAGGAAGUCUAAUGUCUUAGUGACAAUGCUAUACCUGGGCCAGGGAAAAACUGGGACCACCCAAGAUGACAUGAAAGUGCUCCAGCAGAAAUGUGGAGGGGAGAACAUCUGUGUCUUUAAAGGAUCUGUUCAGCCUGGAGAGCAGUUCCAGUUUAUUUCUCAGAGACACCUUGGAUAUCCAUUCAGUGCCACUUUCUACGUCAAUGGAAUAAUGGCUGGUAGAAUAAGCUCAUGCUGUGAGUAUCGUUACACCCCAGGCUUUCAGCAAGGCCGCAAAAGCUGUUUUAGACUAAUCCGACUGAGUGGCGGGAAACCCUGCUUUAAGUAAGUGCUCUCUAUCAUGCUUUAGAUAUACUGUUCUCUUUGUCUCUUAUAAUACUUGAAUUUUCUGCUCUUUCGGGAAUAUUCUUGCUCUAAGCCUGUAAUGUUUGUCAAUAACCUGAACUCUUGUAUUUCUGUCCACUGUGUUGAAAUUUUGGGUAACUGUGGGUACAUCAAACAUCAAAAAACUGUGAUUCAUUUUAUUAGUAGUAUUAUUAUUAUUGUUGUUGUUUUUGUUGUUAAAUUGAGUUGCUAACAAAGCUGAGAUGAAGUUAAGUCAUAUUAAAGCUAAAGUUGAGGUCGGGUUGAGUUGCAGUGAGUUGAAGUUGCGUGUUGUGUAUUGAAGUGUGUUCAGAUUUCACAUGAGGUUUAAGCUGAUGUUGAAGGUCAGUUGAUUUUAGGGGUUGAGCUGAACUUAAGUUGAGUUGUGAGGUAUUAGUUGAUGUUGAAGGUGAAUUAGAAUUAGUUGAUGUUGAGUGUUUUGUUUGUUUGAAUCAACCUGAGGACAAAACUGGAGUUAGUUGGGUUAGCUUGGGGUGAGUUGAGUUAAAGUUGAAAUUGAGCUGAAGUUAACCAGUAAUGUUGAAGUUGAUUUUGAGAUUAGAUUGAACUUGAGUUGAGUUGAAGUUGACUUGGCUUUACUUUGGCUUGAGUUAAACUGAGUUGGAUUUGGGUGGAAGUUGACAUUGUUGAGGCCGAGCUGAACUGAGCUGAACUGGAGUUGAAUUUAGUUUAAAUUGCAUUUUAGUGGCUUUAAAGAUUGAUGUUAGACUUGACCUGAUGUUAUAGUUUAUUUGAAGUCACAUUGAGAUAAACUGAGAUGAGUUGAAGCUUGAUAUUUCCAUUUCCUUUUAUUCCAGAUGUGUGAAUUCUCGACAUGGUAUUGGCAAUGAACCAGAUAAUAUUAUUCAUCACAGUGUCCACACCAUUAAAUCUCAUGAAGGUGAUAUGGAGUCUUGCUGUUCUUCCCCUUUGUUUAUCCCUGCUGGAAUGGAGAAAUCUUUACAUAGAACAAGAAAGCUUCCCAAAGAUGCCAGCAAGGUGCUAACAGAUAGUGAAGAUAUGAAUGACAGCAGAACAGACAGAAAACGACACAAGCGACAGAAGAGGCGUUGUGGCCGGCAAAAAGAUAGCAAGGGCUCUGAGGCAUCUCAAGACAAAAGAGACAACAGAGAGGAUGAAACCAAAUCAACUGUCUCGAAUAGUCCAAUACCUCUUCUGGAAAAAUCAAAGAAUGUGAAGGAACCUGACAAAGAGAAGCCAACAACUAGCAAUAAAGACAAAAACCUAGAUUUAUUACAGGACAGAGAAGCCCUGAGUAAGCAAAUUGGAAAGAAAAAGCUAGAUCCUUGGGAAUCAAAUGGCAAAAGCAGAAACGGGGAUAGACUGAGAGACUUCUAUGAAGAAUGUGUUGAAAUGAGCACUGGUCUGGAAUCAGGCCUAGAACAACACAAGUGGUUCAAAGCAAACAAAAUUGAGAGGAAUAAGCUUAGAGAUCAGCUCACUUUGGGUCCCCAUCCUAAUGACUCAGCUACUGAGCUGGAACUCAGUGAAGAGAGUGAUAACAAUGCUGUCUAUUCAAAGUCAGGGAAGCCCAGGAAUGAUAUUAAAAGCCAAGAAAUCCCAGAGAAAGACAUGCUUGAGAAAAAUCAAGAAUUGAAAAAAAAGCUUGAUGCCAUGAUGGAGGUGUUGAAUACGUCUGAUGAGGUGGAGCUGGUGCUGAGAAAUACAGGAGUGACAGAUGAACUGCUAAUGAGUUUUGUGGCAGCGCUGAAGAACAGUCUAUCUGAGGUUACUUUGGUCAACCUUAAUCUCAAUAAUAUUGGACCUCCAGGAGUUCAUGUACUACUGGACCUUCUGCAGGCCAAAUCAGAGAUCAGGGCACUACUUUUGUUUGGAAAUCAUCUAGGUGAUGUGGGAGUUCAGAUCCUGCUUAGUGGUGUGACUGAUCUUCAAGAAAAAACAGCAGCAUCACCAAAAAUGCCAGCAUAUCCAAGACAAUUCUUCCUUUCUCAGCCAAGCUUUGCACUCACAGAGUUGGACUUGGGUGGAAAUGGGAUUGGCAGUGAUGGACUGAGAAUAUUAGGUACCUUCAUAAGGUAUCACUCUCAGUUGCAGUACCUGGGCCUUGCCCAAACAUGUUGCUCUAGCAUGGAGGCCUGGUAUGUCUUUUUUGAAAGUCUGAAGGUAAACAGUAAACUAACCCACAUCAUUCUAGAUGAGAACAACCUAGGAGACCAAGGGGUCAAACAAUUUGCUGAGGCUCUGCAAAUCAAUGAAAGCUUGCGCAAAAUAGACUUGGACCAUAAUAAUUUUGGUGAGGUUGGAGGAAAUGCUCUUUUUGAGGCACUCUCUAGCAACCAGUGUUCUCUUGAGCACUUAAGCUUGGAGGAAAACUUUAUCAGUACAGCACUGAUGAGCAAAUUUCAGCAAAUAGUUAAGACUAACGAUGUACAUAGUACUUUAAAAGCUUAGACCUGGAAAUUGUACUGUAAAUGCUGUAAAGCAAACUGUAAAUGAAUCGAUUUCCGAGUCUGACCAAAACGGGAAGCUGAGUAACUUUGUGACCUGCAUGUGGCCGACUUCCAACAAUUCCAAAUGAAUUGCUUUAUUCAGAGUUCCAUCUGCUUGGCUGUUCAAUAUAAACUUGGCACUUGAACAUGAAAGUUCAGAGAAAUAUUUGUCUCAGCUCUUGAGUGGGGUUCUUGAGUCCUUCUCGGUUGGAGGCUCAUAUUAACAUAACUUUGAACUUAAUGUGUCUGUAAUCCUACAACAGUGAAAUUUUAUAAAAAGUUUUUGAGACCCCAUUCAGUUGAAUUCAGAGUUUAUCUCACAGUACCAAGUAUUGGGUUCAUGAUCAUUAUACUCUUUAGGUUUCUGUAAGGGACACAACAUGGAUAGUGCAUAUUUACUCUCUUUCCUAAUUUGUACUUAUCCUUAUUGAAUAAAAUUGCACAAACCUAAAGCUAAUAUGUAUUAAUAGUACAUAUAUCAAAUAUUUGGAGGAAAAGUCCUUUAAGGUGUCAUUGUUAUAAUAAAAAUAAUAUAUAAUGUAUAGUCAGUGAUUAUUGAAAAACAAUACACAAAUAUUAUUGGGUUUCCUCCAAAUCCUCCAGUUUCCUCUCACCUCUGAAAAAGUUUUAGACUAGCCCAGUUUGCAUCUAUAUGUAAAGUAGUAUGUAAAUGUGAAUGUGUGUGUCCCGGUGCUUUGUGAUGGACUGGUGUCUCAUCCAGGGUGCAUUCCGACCUCAUGCCCAGUGUUCUUGGGGUAGGGUCCAGCUGUGUUAGCAUUCCCAGCUGUUUCAUUGUAUCUCUCCACUACUGCUGAUGAGCCAAAUACAUAUCCAUAGGGUUCAACAGUGAGACCUGUCGUCCCAGGAGGGAUCCUUCCUGCUUGUCCAGAGCAAAUGGCUGCUCUUUUAAGCAGCUCUGAAAAUGGUUUUGAUGGCUUGCCAAUGAGCCUGCUCUUGUAGUACAAAAGUGCACACAUUAAAUUCAGUACAAUAAACAAUAAAUACAAAAAAAGUCUACAUACAAUAUAAUAAACAUAGUUAACAGAAUGCAUAAAUAAAUUAGACAUUCAACAGUAUCUGGUAGAAGCUUGUUGAGAAGAGUGACCAGCUAUUGGGAGAAACAAUUCUGUUUCUGAUGGAGCAGUACCAUUUAUUGGAUAUUUGGAAAUAUGUAGAGAUUUCAUAAAAUAAGGAUAAAAUCAUAAAAACACAUAACUUAGCCAACGGCAGUUAGACAGACACGGUCACAAUGGUGAAGGAGCAAAGGAAAAUUAAUAAUGACUACGAAAGAGACAAAAGAGAGAAAAAAAACAGAGAGAGUCUGACUCAACUGCAGUCCUUAAGGACCUGGAGAGAUGAGAAAAUAUAAUGCAUAAAUACUUUGAAUGAACAGAAAAGACAUAACAUAAGAGAAAGGCUAGGAAGUUGUCACAAGAAUAUCAAAAGGAAGCAAAGGAAGGAAGAGAGCACAGGAACAAUUUUCUGAGGAAACAAAUAUAAGUAUAUAAAUAAAUAAAAGAAACAAAAGGGCCCAAAUGAAAGAAACCUCCCACAGGAUUCACCUCAUGCAGAGGCUGAGAAAAUGUUACUCUCGGAAUCCUAUUAAUCCUGACAACAGUAAAAUGUCAAAGAAUGAUUCUGUUAGAUGUAAUGAAAUCACUUCAUCAAAGAGAGCCAAAAAAAGGAUGGUCUUAUUCUUUUUCCUGUGUAUGAUGUCUGUGUAAAGCCUCAGACAGGAAUACAUGCCUCUGUCAGUACCAAGAAAAUGCAGAAUUCAGGUUUCAGGAUGUAAAUCAUUUGAUAUUAUUACUAGCAGCCAAUGUGAGGACAGUUGUCACUAAUAUCUUUCAAUAAUCUUUUCUUUUUCUUUUUUAAUAGAGGCUUAUAGUUCUGAUAUCAUGCUAUAGAAGUCUUCACAAAAAUACAUUUUUACCCCAGACCCAAGUUUAAAACCCAGGUUUAACGGAAACAAUGGGAAUGUGUUAAGGGUCAGCUUAUGAAACUCACUAGAAUAGACUUGAGAUAUAUUUUAAAAGGUAUUUCCCCAAAUACAAACAUACCAAUAGUCUAAUUUAAACCACUGUUACCCCAAGCAGGCAGUUACUGUGACAUCCAUGUUAAUGAACAUGGUCUUUGUUUGUCCUUCAAGCUUCACAUCUGGCAGCUCACUCAUGUCCACAAGAAAUUAAAAACCUCCUGUUUUAUCUUGUGGGAUCCCACUCCCAUUCUCUAGUCUCAACCAGAUGCUAUGUGAACCUACAGACAAGCUUUCUAAACAAACUCAAUAGUAAUAUCUGCACUUGCAUCUGUCAAAGUCAACUUUUAUGGAGAUUUGUGAUUCUUUUAUUCUUAUUUUCAUGUAAUGUAAUUUUAAUGUAAUGCCAGUUUUUAGCAUGCCUCUUGUACGUAAUAAAUAAAUAAAAAAAGUAAAAAACUAAGCCGUUCAAGUUCAAAGUAUAAAGUGUUGUGUCAGCUCCCUUUGCUCUAUCUUUCUUUGGCUCGCAGCCUCUACUGAAAGGAAAACACACAUACAGAUGUAAGUAGGCUGCCAGUAAUAAAACAACAGGUGAGAACAAUCACGUUACCUGCUUGUUCCACCCGCCUUUUACUUUCUGGCCGCAGCCAGUGUUUGACCCCUCUGACUCACAUCCCCACUGCUCAAUUCACACAAGCGAGCUGUCUCUCCCUAACAUUUAGACCUGAGUAUAUUUGUGAACAUUCCUGUGAAAGGACUCACCGACUGUGCGAUCGGCAAUUUCUUGCAAUGAGUCAGACCACCAUAAUACUGAUCCAGCUAAAACUGUUAGUGAAGAUGAAUGUAUAUUGACUUUCCAUAUGAUAUACAGUGGUCUAGUUUUAUAGCAUACAUGUUUUUAAUAUUAUAUGGUUAUUCACAUUCAGGAAAUUCUGAAUGAUGAUUGUUUGAAUGAUUAAAAUACACUUUCCUGUCUCAUGUAUUUCAGGCCACUACAAUCCCUGUGUUGUUGUUUUUUA
Hemibagrus wyckioides is the source of this 6473-nucleotide messenger RNA. Its product is annotated as protein NLRC3. NCBI's taxonomy places the organism in Eukaryota, Metazoa, Chordata, Actinopteri, Siluriformes, Bagridae. The coding region runs from base 1915 to 3441 and encodes 508 amino acids. The record is from RefSeq and is a predicted model, not a curated record. Gene Ontology annotation, molecular function: protein binding. The transcript is spliced from 12 exons.